AUGGCUCUCGAGGGAAAGAUCAUCGCUAUUACAGGUGGAGCAAGUGGCAUUGGACUCGCAACAGCGAAACUAGUCGCCAGCCGCGGAGCCACCAUUUGCCUCGCAGACAUUAGUCCCGAUAAUCUCGAAGCAGCAUCCUAUCACUUCACUACCCUCAAAACCCCUUUCACCAUAUGCAAGCUCGAUGUCACCCAGCGAGCCGACGUGAACUCCUGGAUCGCCGGCAUCAUCGACAAGUUCGGAAGACUGGACGGUGCGGUCAACUGCGCUGGUGUUAUAGGCAAAGCGCACGGUAUCACUCCUCUAACGGACUUGGAAGAUGAGGAGUGGGAUCGUAUCGUUGCUGUUAACUUGACGGGGAUGAUGUGUUCGCUGAGAGCGGAGUUAAGAGCGAUUGUUGAUGGAGGGUCUAUUGUGAAUAUCUCUUCCAUUCAAGGAGUUAUGGGUAACUUGCUCCCAAACUCAUCUCCUGAGAGAAACUAUAUGCUAAGAUGUCAAUCUUCAGGAUUCCCCGGAUCGGCAGCCUACUCAGCUACCAAGCACGGUGUAAUAGGACUGACACGCUGCGCCGCGAAAGAGGUCGGUGCUAGAGGCGUAAGAGUAAAUGCAAUUGCUCCAGGUAGUAUCGUUACCCCUCUUUUGAUACAAGCACAAGACGCGAAUCCAAAUGAAGGAAAGAAUAACCCCUCCGUUCUGAAGCGGGAGGGUACCGCUGAGGAGAUGGCGAGUAUCAUCGCUUUUUUGUUAUCACAUGAGGCAGCCUAUGUUACUGGAAGUGUUUACGGGGCUGACGGCGGGUGGAACUGUUGA
This is a messenger RNA of Glarea lozoyensis ATCC 20868, 810 nucleotides long. Its product is annotated as NAD(P)-binding Rossmann-fold containing protein. NCBI's taxonomy places the organism in Eukaryota, Fungi, Ascomycota, Leotiomycetes, Helotiales, Helotiaceae. The record is from RefSeq and is a predicted model, not a curated record. The transcript has 2 exons. Gene Ontology annotation, molecular function: oxidoreductase activity. The coding region runs from base 1 to 810 and encodes 269 amino acids.